AUGUUGAAAACGAAAACCAUUCGUCUCAAUUCCAUACUCUCAUUGCAAUUACUUCCCUUCUUCUCCGAUAAUUAUUGCUACGCAUUGAUCAAUCAUCGUACCAAACAAUUUGCAUUGGUAGAUCCAGCUGACCCAGCCAAGAUUCAACAAUACCUUUCCGAUGUCCAAAAUCAAUUUCAAGAUAAAAAGCUGAUUGCCAUUCUCUGUACUCAUAAACAUUAUGAUCAUGCAGGUGGUAAUUCCUAUUUUCAAAAGAUCGAUCCAUUGAUUGAAAUUUAUGGAGGUACUGAAUCGGAAGCAGUAAAUAAGGUGAUUCCAACGGAAGAAAGAAAAGGCUUUGAAUUUAAAUUAUUUGAUGAUCAAACACAAAUUCAAGCCUAUCAUACGCCAUGUCAUACGAAAGGACAUGUCUGUUAUGUUUUGCAGAAUAAGAAGGAGAAUGGAGAUGAAUGGAAUUGUGUUUUCAGUGGAGAUACCAUCUUUGCAGCUGGAUGUGGAAAGUUCUUUGAAGGUUCAGCCCAAGACAUGUACUCAAAUAUUCAAUUGAUUCGAUCAUUAUUUUCGGACGUGAAUGAAGCAAAACGAACAUUGUUGUGUUGUGGACAUGAAUAUACUGUAAAGAAUGUUCAAUUUUUGGUAGACAGAAUUUCUAAUGUGCCACUUGUCACCCAAUAUUUGGAAAAAUUCAAAAAUUUGAGCAAUAAUGGAGAAUUCUGUGUUCCAACAACCAUUUGGGAAGAAUUUGAAUUGAAUCCUUACUUUAGAGCUAUUGAUGAUGAAAAUUGUGAAUUGAAUUCAGCACAAGAAAAGUCCAACUAUUUCCGUAAAAUGUCAGAAUAUUUAGGAGAGCAAGACGUCACUACUUCCAAUGCUGCUGUUGAUUUAUUAAAGAAAGUGAGAGAACUGAAGGACCAAUAUUAA
Molecule: messenger RNA, 921 nt
Organism: Naegleria lovaniensis
Lineage: Eukaryota; Heterolobosea; Eutetramitea; Acrasida; Naegleriidae
Exons: 2
Coding region: 1-921 (306 amino acids)
Molecular function (GO): hydroxyacylglutathione hydrolase activity
Source: RefSeq, a predicted model, not a curated record